CCCACAGCGGCAGCGGAAGAGGGCGGGCCGGGCGCGCCGCGGCUGCUUGCAGUCGCCGCAAGCGGCUACAUCAUAGAGCUCAGCGUGCAGUGUCACAGGCCCCGCAGUCCCGCCCAACAGAUGCACCGAGAUGCGCGUGCGCAGAAGGCGUCCUGGGGUGCCACCAGAAGAUACUACCUGGGUGCAGUGGAACUGUCAUGGGACUAUAUGCAAAGUGAUCCCGGUGAGCUGCCUGUGGACAUAAGAUUUCCUCCUAGAGUGCCAAGAUCUUUUCCAUUCAACACCUCAGUCGUGUACAAAAAGACUGUGUUUGUAGAAUUCACGGAUCACCUUUUCAACAUCGCUAAGCCAAGGCCACCCUGGAUGGGUCUGCUGGGUCCUACCAUCCAGGCUGAGGUUUAUGACACAGUGGUCAUUACACUUAAGAACAUGGCUUCCCAUCCUGUCAGUCUUCAUGCUGUUGGUGUAUCCUACUGGAAAGCUUCUGAGGGAGCUGAAUAUGAUGAUCAGACCAGUCAAAGGGAGAAAGAAGAUGAUAAAGUCUUUCCUGGUGGAAGCCAUACAUAUGUCUGGCAGGUCUUGAAAGAGAAUGGUCCAAUGGCCUCUGACCCACUGUGCCUUACCUACUCAUAUCUUUCUCAUGUGGACCUGGUAAAAGACUUGAAUUCAGGCCUCAUUGGAGCCCUACUAGUAUGUAGAGAAGGGAGUCUGGCCAAUGAAAAGACACAGACCUUGCACAAAUUUGUACUACUUUUUGCUGUAUUUGAUGAAGGGAAAAGUUGGCACUCAGAAACAAAGAACUCCUUGAUGCAGGAUAGGGAUGCUGCAUCUGCUCGGGCCUGGCCUAAAAUGCACACAGUCAAUGGUUAUGUAAACAGGUCUCUGCCAGGUCUGAUUGGAUGCCACAGGAAAUCAGUCUAUUGGCAUGUGAUUGGAAUGGGCACCACUCCUGAAGUGCACUCAAUAUUCCUCGAAGGUCACACAUUUCUUGUGAGGAACCAUCGCCAGGCGUCCUUGGAAAUCUCGCCAAUAACUUUCCUUACUGCUCAAACACUCUUGAUGGACCUUGGACAGUUUCUACUGUUUUGUCAUAUCUCUUCCCACCAACAUGAUGGCAUGGAAGCUUAUGUCAAAGUAGACAGCUGCCCAGAGGAACCCCAACUACGAAUGAAAAAUAAUGAAGAAGCGGAAGACUAUGAUGAUGAUCUUACUGAUUCUGAAAUGGAUGUGGUCAGGUUUGAUGAUGACAACUCUCCUUCCUUUAUCCAAAUUCGCUCAGUUGCCAAGAAGCAUCCUAAAACCUGGGUACAUUACAUUGCUGCUGAAGAGGAGGACUGGGACUAUGCUCCCUCAGUCCUCGCCCCUGAUGACAGAAGUUAUAAAAGUCAAUAUUUGAAAAAUGGCCCUCAGCGGAUUGGUAGGAAGUACAAAAAAGUCCGAUUUAUGGCAUACACAGAUGAAACCUUUAAGACUCGUGAAGCUAUUCAGCAUGAAUCAGGGAUCUUGGGACCUUUACUUUAUGGGGAAGUUGGAGACACACUGUUGAUUAUAUUUAAGAAUCAAGCAAGCAGACCAUAUAACAUCUACCCUCAUGGAAUCACUGAUGUCCGUCCUUUGUAUUCAAGGAGAUUACCAAAAGGUGUAAAACAUUUGAAGGAUUUUCCAAUUCUGCCAGGAGAAAUAUUCAAAUAUAAAUGGACAGUGACUGUAGAAGAUGGGCCAACUAAAUCAGAUCCUCGGUGCCUGACCCGCUAUUACUCUAGUUUCAUUAAUAUGGAGAGAGAUCUAGCUUCAGGACUCAUUGGCCCUCUUCUCAUCUGCUACAAAGAAUCUGUAGAUCAAAGAGGAAACCAGAUAAUGUCAGACAAGAGGAAUGUCAUCCUGUUUUCUGUAUUUGAUGAGAACCGAAGCUGGUACCUCACAGAGAAUAUACAACGCUUUCUCCCCAAUCCAGCUGGAGUGCAGCUUGAGGAUCCAGAGUUCCAAGCCUCCAACAUCAUGCACAGCAUCAAUGGCUAUGUUUUUGAUAGUUUGCAGUUGUCAGUUUGUUUGCAUGAGGUGGCAUACUGGUACAUUCUAAGCAUUGGAGCACAGACUGACUUCCUUUCUGUCUUCUUCUCUGGAUAUACCUUCAAACACAAAAUGGUCUAUGAAGACACACUUACCCUAUUCCCAUUCUCAGGAGAAACUGUCUUCAUGUCGAUGGAAAACCCAGGCCUAUGGAUUCUGGGGUGCCACAACUCAGACUUUCGGAACAGAGGCAUGACCGCCUUACUGAAGGUUUCUAGUUGUGACAAGAACACUGGUGAUUAUUACGAGGACAGUUAUGAAGAUAUUUCAACAUACUUGCUGAGUAAAAACAAUGCCAUUGAACCAAGAAGCUUCUCCCAGAAUUCAAGACACCCUAGCACUAGGCAAAAGCAAUUUAAUGCCACCACAAUUCCAGAAAAUGACAUAGAGAAGACUGACCCUUGGUUUGCACACAGAACACCUAUGCCUAAAGUACAAAAUGUCUCCUCUAGUGAUUUGUUGAUGCUCUUGCGACAGAGUCCUACUCCAUAUGGGCUAUCCUUAUCUGAUCUCCAAGAAGCCAAAUAUGAGACUUUUUCUGAUGAUCCAUCACCUGGAGCAAUAGACAGUAAUAACAGCCUGUCUGAAAUGACACACUUCAGGCCACAGCACCAUCACAGUGGGGACAUGAUAUUUACCCCUGAGCCAGGCCUCCAAUUAAGAUUAAAUGAGAAACUGGGGACAACUGCAGCAACAGAGUUGAAGAAACUUGAUUUCAAAGUUUCUAGUACAUCAAAUAAUCUGAUUUCAACAAUUCCAUCAGACAAUUUGGCAGCAGGUACUGAUAAUACAAAUUCCUUAGGACCCCCAAAUAUGCCAGUUCAUUAUGAUAGUCAAUUAGAUACCACUCUAUUUGGCAAAAAGUCAUCUCCCCUUAUUGAGUCUGGUGGACCUCUGAGCUUGAGUGAAGAAAAUAAUGAUUCAAAGUUGUUAGAAUCAGGUUUAAUGAAUAGCCAAGAAAGUUCAUGGGGAAAAAAUGUAUCGUCAACAGAGAGUGGUAGGUUAUUUAAAGAGAAAAGAGCUCAUGGACCUGCUUUGUUGACUAAAGAUAAUGUCUUAUUCAAAGUUAGCAUCUCUUUGUUAAAGACAAACAAAACUUCCAAUAAUUCAGCAACUAAUAGAAAGACUCACAUUGAUGGCCCAUCAUUAUUAAUUGAGAAUAGUCCAUCGGUCUGGCAAAAUGUAUUAGAAAGUGAUACUGAGUUUCAAAAAGUGACACCUUUGAUUCAUGACAGAAUGCUUAUGGACAAAAAUGCUACAGCUUUGAGGCUAAAUCAUAUGUCAAAUAAAACUACUUCAUCAAAAAACAUGGAAAUGGUCCAACAGAAAAAAGAGGGCCCCAUUCCACCAGAUGCAGAAAAUCCAGAUAUGUCAUUCUUUAAGAUGCUAUUCUUGCCAGAAUCAGCAAAUUGGAUACAAAGGACUCAUGGAAAGAACUCCCUGAACUCUGGGCAAGGCUCCAGUCCAAAGCAAUUAGUAUCCUUAGGACCAGAAAAAUCUGUGGAAGGUCAGAAUUUCUUGUCUGAGAAAAACAAAGUGGUAGUAGGAAAGGGUGAAUUUACACAGGACGUAAGACUCAAAGAGAUGGUUUUCCCAAGCGGCAGAAACCUAUUUCUUACUAACUUGGAUAAUUUACAUGAAAAUAAUACACACAAUCAAGAAAAAAAAAUUCAGGAAGGAAUAGAAAGGAAGGAAACAUUAAUCCGAGAGAAUGUAGUUUUGCCUCUGAUACAUACAGUGACUGGCACUAAGAAUUUCAUGAAGAACCUUUUCUUACCGAGCACUAGGCAAAAUGUAGAAGGUUCAUAUGAGGGGGCAUAUGCUCCAGUACUUCAAGAUUUUAGAUCAUUAAAUGAUUCAACAAAUAGAACAAAGAAACACACGGCUCAUUUCUCAAAAAAAGGGGAGGAAGAAAACUUGGAAGGCUUGGGAAAUCAAACCAAGCAAAUUGUAGAGAAAUAUCCACACACCACAAGGAUAUCUCCUAAUCCAAGCCAGCAGAAUUUUGUCACGCAACGUGGUAAAAGAGCUUUGAAACAACUCAGACUCCCACUAGAAGAAACAGAACUUGAAAAAAGGAUAAUUGUGGAUGACACCUCAACCCAGUGGUCCAAAAACAUGAAACACUUGACCCCGAGCACCUUCACACAGAUCGACUACAAUGAGAAGGAGAAAGGGGCCAUUACUCAGUCUCCCUUAUCAGAUUGCCUUACGAGGAGUCAUAGCAUCACUCAAGCAAAUAGAUCUCCAUUACCCACUGCAAAGGUAUCAUCAUUUCCAUCUAUUAGACCUAUAGAUCUGACCAGGGUCCUAUUCCAAGACAACUCUUCUCAUCUUCUAGCACCAUCUUAUAGAAAGAAAGAUUCUGGGGUCCAAGAAAGCAGUCAUUUCUUACAAGGAGCCAAAAAAAAUAAGCUUUCUUUAGCCAUUCUAACCUUGGAGGUGACUGGUGAUCAAAGAGAGGUUGGGUCCCUGGGGACAAGUGCCACAAAUUAUUCAGUCACAUACAAGAAAGUUGAGAACACUGUUCUCUUGAAACCAGCCUUGCCCAAAACAUCUGGCAAAGUUGAAUUGCUUCCAAAAGUUCACAUUUAUCAGAAGGACCUUUUCCCUACAGAAACCAGCAAUGAGUCUCCUGGCCAUCUGGAUCUCGUGGAAGGGAACCUUCUUCAGGAAACAGAGGGAGCGAUUAAGUGGAAUGAAGCAAACAGACCUGGAAAAAUUCCCUUUCUGAGAGUAGCAACAGAAAGCUCUGCAAAGACUCCCUCCAAGCUACUGGGUCCUCUUGCUUGGGAUAACCACUAUGGUACUCAGAUACCAAAAGAAGAGUGGAAAUCCCAAGAGAAGUCACCAGAAAAAACAGCUUUUAAGAAAAAGGAUACCAUUUUGUCCCUGAACGCUUGUGAAAGCAAUCAUGCAAUAGCAGCAAUAAAUGAGGGACAAAAUAAGCCCGAAAUAGAAGUCACCUGGGCAAAGCAAGGUGGGACUGAAAGGCUGUGCUCUCAAAACCCACCAGUCUUGAAACGCCGUCAAAGGGAAAUAACUCUUACUACUCUUCAGUCAGAUCAAGAGAAAAUUGACUAUGAUGAUACCAUCUCAGUUGAAAUGAAGAAGGAAGAUUUUGACAUUUAUGACGAGGAUGAAAAUCAGAGCCCCCGCAGCUUUCAAAAGAAAACACGACACUAUUUUAUUGCUGCAGUGGAGAGGCUCUGGGAUUAUGGGACGAGUAGCUCCCCACAUGUUCUAAGAAACAGGGCUCAGAGAGGCAGUGUCCCUCAGUUCAAGAAAGUUGUUUUCCAGGAAUUUACUGAUGGCUCCUUUACUCAGCCCUUAUACCGUGGAGAACUAAAUGAACAUUUGGGACUCCUGGGGCCAUAUAUAAGAGCAGAAGUUGAAGAUAAUAUCAUGGUAACUUUCAAAAAUCAGGCCUCUCGUCCCUAUUCCUUCUAUUCUAGCCUUAUUUCUUAUGAGGAAGAUCAGAGGCAAGGAGCAGAACUUAGAAAAAACUUUGUCAAGCCUAAUGAAACCAAAACUUACUUUUGGAAAGUGCAACAUCAUAUGGCGCCCACUAAAGAUGAGUUUGACUGCAAAGCCUGGGCUUAUUUCUCUGAUGUUGACCUGGAAAAAGAUGUGCACUCAGGCCUGAUUGGACCCCUUCUGGUCUGCCACACUAACACACUGAACCCUGCUCAUGGGAGACAAGUGACAGUACAGGAAUUUGCUCUGUUUUUCACUAUCUUUGAUGAGACCAAAAGCUGGUACUUCACUGAAAACAUGGAAAGAAACUGCAGGGCUCCCUGCAAUAUCCAGAUGGAAGAUCCCACUUUUAAAGAGAAUUAUCGCUUCCAUGCAAUCAAUGGCUACAUAAUGGAUACACUACCUGGCUUAGUAAUGGCUCAGGAUCAAAGGAUUCGAUGGUAUCUGCUCAGCAUGGGCAGCAAUGAAAACAUCCAUUCUAUUCAUUUCAGUGGACAUGUGUUCACUGUACGAAAAAAAGAGGAGUAUAAAAUGGCAGUGUACAAUCUCUAUCCAGGUGUUUUUGAGACAGUGGAAAUGUUACCAUCCAAAGCUGGAAUUUGGCGGGUGGAAUGCCUUAUUGGCGAGCACCUGCAUGCUGGGAUGAGCACACUUUUUCUGGUGUACAGCAACAAGUGUCAGACUCCCCUGGGAAUGGCUUCUGGACGCAUUCGAGAUUUUCAGAUUACAGCUUCAGGACAAUAUGGACAGUGGGCCCCAAAGCUGGCCAGACUUCAUUAUUCCGGAUCAAUCAAUGCCUGGAGCACCAAGGAGCCCUUUUCUUGGAUCAAGGUGGAUCUGUUGGCACCAAUGAUUAUUCACGGCAUCAAGACCCAGGGUGCCCGUCAGAAGUUCUCCAGCCUCUACAUCUCUCAGUUUAUCAUCAUGUAUAGUCUUGAUGGGCAGAAGUGGCAGACUUAUCGAGGAAAUUCCACUGGAACCUUAAUGGUCUUCUUUGGCAAUGUGGAUUCAUCUGGGAUAAAACACAAUAUUUUUAACCCUCCAAUUAUUGCUCGAUACAUCCGUUUGCACCCAACUCAUUACAGCAUUCGCAGCACUCUUCGCAUGGAGUUGAUGGGCUGUGAUUUAAAUAGUUGCAGCAUGCCAUUGGGAAUGGAGAGUAAAGCAAUAUCAGAUGCACAGAUUACUGCUUCAUCCUACUUUACCAAUAUGUUUGCCACCUGGUCUCCUUCAAAAGCUCGACUUCACCUUCAAGGGAGGAGUAAUGCCUGGAGACCUCAGGUGAAUAAUCCAAAAGAGUGGCUGCAAGUGGACUUCCAGAAGACAAUGAAAGUCACAGGAAUAACUACUCAGGGAGUAAAAUCUCUACUUACCAGCAUGUAUGUGAAGGAGUUCCUCGUCUCCAGCAGUCAAGAUGGCCAUCACUGGACUCUCUUUUUUCAGAAUGGCAAAGUAAAGGUUUUUCAGGGAAAUCAAGACUCCUUCACACCUGUGGUAAACUCUCUAGACCCACCGUUACUGACUCGCUACCUUCGAGUUCACCCCCAGAGUUGGGUGCACCAGAUUGCCCUGAGGAUGGAGGUUCUGGGCUGCCAGGCACAGGAGCUGUACUGAGGGUGGCCACUGCAGCACCUGCCAGUGCCAUCACCCCUCCCUCCUCAGCUCCAGGGCAGUGUCCCUCCCUGGCUUGCCUUCUACCUUUGUGCUGACCUUCGGUUUACUUCCUGCCCCACAUUGUCCAUGGCACCAUUAUUUUGCUAUGUUUUUAAACUAUACAGUCCUAGCAGACACUGCCUUGAAGCCGCCUGAAUUAACUAUCAUUAAUCCUGCAUUUCUUUGGUGGGGAGCCAGGAGGGUGCAUCCAAUUUAACUUAACUCUUACCUAUUUUCUGCAGCUGCUCCCAGAUUACUCCUUCCUUCCAAUGUAACUAGGCAAAAAGAAUUGAGGAGAAACCUGCAUGAAAGACCUCUCAGAGUCACCACUUCCUCUGCUGUAGAAAAACUAUGUGAUGAAAGUUUGAAAAAGAUAUUUAUGAUGUAAGCAUUUCAGAUUAAGCCUCAUACAUUUAAAAUAAAACUCUCAGUUGUUUAUUAUCCUGGUCAAGCAUGGAACAAAACAUGUUUCAGGAUCGGAUCAAUACAAUCUUGAAGUCAAAAGGCAAAUCAUUUGGACAAUCUGCAAAGUGGAGAUAAUACAAUAACUACUACAUUAAAGUCUGUUUCUGCUUCCUUACACAUAGAUAUAAUUAUGUUAUUUAGUCAUUAUGAGGGGCACAUUCUUUUUUUUUUUUUUUAUUAUACUUUAGGGUUUUAGGGUACAUGUGCACAAUGUGCAGGUUUGUUACAUAUGUAUCCAUGUGCCAUGUUGAUUUCCUGCACCCAUUAACUCGUCAUUUAGCAUUAGGUGUAUCUCCUAAUGCUGUCCCUCCCCCCUCCCCCCACCCCACAACAGUCCCCGGAGCGUGAUGUUCCCCUUCCUGUGUCCAUGAGUUCUCAUUGUUCAAUUCCCACCUAUGAGUGAGAACAUGCAUGAGGGGCACAUUCUUAUCUCCAAAACUAGCAUUCUUAAACUGAGAAUUAUAGAUGGGGUUCGAGAAUCCCUAAGUCCCCUGAAAUUAUAGAAGGCAUUCUGUAUAUAUGCAAAUGUGCAUUUUUCUGACGAGUGUCCAUAGAUUUAAUCUCAGAAAGAUGUACAUGCAAAGCCAUUUGGUCUUAAUUCUGACCAAUAAAAAAACAAGUCAGGAGGAUGCAAUUGUUGAAAGCUUUGAAAUAAAAAAUGUCUUCUUGAAAUUUGUGGUGGCCAAGAAAGAAAAUGAUGAUGAUAUUAGGCUUCUAAAGGACAUACAUUUAAUAUUUCUGUGGAAAUAAUGAGGAAAAUCCCUGGUUAUCUGAGAUAGGAGAUACAAACUUUGUAAUUCUAAUAAUGCACUCAGUUUACUCUCUCCCUCUACUAAUUUCCUGCUGAAAAUAACACAACAAAAAUGUAACGGGAAAUUUUAUACCAUGACUGAAAACUAGAGUCCCACUUACAUAGUUGAAAUAUCAAGGAGGUCAGAAGAAAAUUGGAUGGUGAAAACAGAAAAAAUACUCCGGUCUGCCAUAUCACCACACAAUAGGAUCCCCCAUCUUGCCCUCCACCCCCACAAGAUUGUGAAGGGUUUAAUGCUCCUUCCAUCUGCCUGACCCCUUCACUAUGACUACACAGAAUCUCCUGAUAGUAAAGGGGGCUGGAGGCAAGGAUAAGUUAUAGAGCAGUUGGAGGAAGCAUCCAAAGAUUGCAACCCAGGGCAAUUUGAAAACAGGAGAUCCUAAUAUGAAAGAAAAAUGGAUCCCAAUCUGAGAAAAGGCAAAAGAAUGGCUACUUUUUUCUAUGCUGGAGUAUUUUCUAAUAAUCGUGCUUGACCCUUAUCUGACCUCUUUGGAAACUAUAACAUAGCUGUCACAGUAUAGUCACAAUCCACAAAUGAUGAAGGUGCAAAUGGUUUAUAGCCCUGUGAAGUUCUUAAAGUUUAGAGGCUAACUUACAGAAAUGAAUAAGUUGUUUUGUUUUAUAGCCUGGUAGAGGAGUUAACCCCAAAGGUGAUAUGGUUUUAUUUCCUGUUAUGUUUAACUCAAUAAUCUUGUUCUGGCGUUCUUUUCCCAUUGACUGUAUACAUCUCUAUUUCUCAAAUGUUCACGGAACUAGCUCUUUUACUUUCCUGCUGGUUUCUUCAGUAAUGAGUUAAAUAAAACAUUGACACAUACAAACAAA
Molecule: messenger RNA, 9298 nt
Organism: Symphalangus syndactylus (siamang)
Lineage: Eukaryota; Metazoa; Chordata; Mammalia; Primates; Hylobatidae
Gene: F8
Product: coagulation factor VIII
Cellular component (GO): plasma membrane
Molecular function (GO): signaling receptor activity; oxidoreductase activity; copper ion binding
Source: RefSeq, a predicted model, not a curated record